CGGAGCGGCGGGAUGCGGCAGGGCCGGGCCGCAGGGCUGGCGGGGCUGGCCGCGGUGCUCCUGGUGGCUGCAGGCAGAGCCCAGGUGCAGCAGGAGCCGUGGGCAGAGACCAGGGAUGGCACCGGCAUCAACAUCACCUGCUCACACCCCAACAUCCAGACUGUCGACUCCAUCCGUUGGUACCGUCAUCUCCCAGGCCGAGGCCCCGCAUUCCUCGUGUGGGCUUUAACUGGGUCCAAAGAUGUGACGGACCUGGCAGGGCGGCUAUCGGUGGCAGCAGAGCGCCGGUCCAGCGCCCUGUGGCUCGCCCAGCCCCGGCUUCGGGACGCGGCGGUGUAUUACUGCGCCUUGAGAGCCACGGGGAGAGGAGCCGGGGCUGCGGCCGGGCAGGAACCGUGGCGGGCGGGGCCGGGCGUGUGUGGCGGGGGCGAGGCAGGGGCACAGCCCCCAGGGGGUGCUGCCGCUCUGCCCGCCGGGGCCGCCUUACCGCUCGCAGCCCCGGACGGUCCCCCACCAGCCAAGCCCCAGCCUUGGCUCGGCCCCGCUGAGGCCCCUCAGUUCUCCCGGGUCAGACGCUGGGGGUCCGAUGUGGGUCGGACCCAGCUGGGUGUGAGGGGGCAGGACGGCACACUCAGCAACGUUGAUGUCGGGCAAGGGAAGGGGCACACCUGACUGCAUGAGCUGUGUGUAGCACCAGAGAGACCUCCACGCAGUUCUGCUCCCACUGCUUCUCUCAAGUCACUAACACCUUACAGAGGGAGGCCUGCAAAUUGAUGGGUUUUGAAAUUUGACACACGGCUCAGAGGAUCAGACUUCAUUUUCAGGACACUCCAAGAUGUGCAGAGUUUCCUUCCCUCUUCUUCCACCCUUCCCUUCUACUUUCUGUGCUCCCCUUGCUGGAGAAGGUCCUCACCCCAACAGCUGGCCUUUCUGAACCAUGUGCCCCAGAUACGUGCUUGCAUGUCUCUUUUCUUGAUACCUAAGUCUACUCUGCCACCUCCCCCAUUCCUUGUCUGCCUUGCCUGCACCUGCCUACUCCACUGUCUGGCCCCAAAGCCCUCUUGGGACACCCGAAGGCUCUGGCUCCCAGGGACACCUGAAGGAACAACCCUGCAAGCCCUGCAGACUGCCACUGUCCCUGCAAAGCCUUCCAGGCUGUGUCAGGUUCCUGCCAACAGAUGACCAAAUAGACCUCAAGGAACCACUGACUGGAAUAUUUUGCUUCUUUGCCUCAUGAUCCCUGAGGGCUCGUCUUCCAUACCAGACGCCACUUUUGCAGAAGCUCUUCUUCAGUGAAUACAAACAACACGUUAACACUGCUUCCACCAAACUGUUCUCCUUCCUUCAGACCCAAUCUCAGCUCCUUCAUGGCCGCUUUGAUCCACCCUCGUCCUUUCUUCACCUUUAGCUUUGUAAAAUCUUUUUUCUCCAUGGAUGCCCCACUCCUUCUCUGGUCUUUCCCCCACUGCUACAUUCUCCCUGGACAGCUCAGGAGGGCAUAUGCGGAGGGAAGAAACAUUUACAAACAAGGCUGGGAUGCAGAAAUCUUUAAUGAGUGUACAGAGGAAAAGGAGGUCACUCUGAGCAGAGGCCCCUCAGUGCAGGGAUCACCAGGGCCAACCAAGAGGCAGUGUCCCUCGCCCAUGGCAGAGAUCAUGCAGGGCAUGUGUCUGCUGUUACUGCAGUGGGAGGGCUGGCUCUGAGGAGGCCCACAGCCCAAGGGAGCAGAAGAACACAAAGAAAAGGGAGAGAAGGAGGUAGGUGGAGGGAUGGAAGGAGAGACAUGGGCCGUGUUUUCAGAAAACUCAGGAUAGCCCCUGGUCUAGCUCCUGCCAAUGUUUGCCACAAGAGGUGAGGAAGGUCAGUCAUUCUGAAAGCAAGGGCCUGAAGAUUCCUCCUUUGUCCAGCACCAUGUUCAUAGUUCCUGGGAGAAGAACCCCAGGGCCAUGGCU
This is a messenger RNA of Cygnus olor (mute swan), 1952 nucleotides long. RefSeq lists its product as uncharacterized. The record is from RefSeq and is a predicted model, not a curated record. Gene Ontology annotation, biological process: response to bacterium. The coding region runs from base 13 to 672 and encodes 219 amino acids. Lineage: Eukaryota; Metazoa; Chordata; Aves; Anseriformes; Anatidae. The transcript has 2 exons.